Mobula hypostoma (lesser devil ray) is the source of this 927-nucleotide messenger RNA. RefSeq names its product aquaporin FA-CHIP-like. The transcript has 4 exons. NCBI's taxonomy places the organism in Eukaryota, Metazoa, Chordata, Chondrichthyes, Myliobatiformes, Myliobatidae. The record is from RefSeq and is a predicted model, not a curated record. Gene Ontology annotation, biological process: hyperosmotic response; carbon dioxide transmembrane transport; renal water transport. Bases 104 to 895 code for a protein of 263 amino acids. Gene Ontology annotation, cellular component: membrane. Gene Ontology annotation, molecular function: carbon dioxide transmembrane transporter activity; ammonium channel activity; water channel activity.
CCUCCCUCACUUGGAAACUCUGCGAGGAGCGGAGAGGUCCAUUUCCCUCAGUAACUCCUUGGAUGGUGUGUCCGGAGGUGCUGAGCAGAGACAUUGAGGGACAAUGAGGGAAGUCAGUCGCCAAUCCUUCUGGAGGGCAGUGCUGGCUGAGUUCCUGGGGAUGACCAUCUUCGUCUUCCUCAGCAUCGGCUCAGCCACCAAGUGGACGGGGAGCCACAUCCCCGCCGACAUCGUGCAGAUCUCCCUCUGCUUCGGGCUGUCCAUCGCCACGCUCGCCCAGUGCCUAGGGCACAUCAGCGGCGCGCACCUCAACCCCGCCGUCACCUUCGGCUUGCUGGUGGGCUGCCAGAUCAGCCUGGUGCGGGCUGCCGCCUACAUCGGCGCCCAGGUGCUGGGAGGGGUGGCCGCCAGCGCCAUCCUCCUCGGGAUCACUCCGCCGUCUAGGAACAGCACACUCGGACUCAACACGCUGUCGGAUGGCGUGACCCCGGGGCAGGGUCUGGGCGUGGAGCUGAUCAUCACCUUCCAGCUGGUCCUCUGCGUCUUCGCGACCACGGACAAGAGGCGCACUGACCUGUCUGGCUCUGGGCCACUGGCGAUCGGGCUCUCCGUCACCAUUGGACACCUGAUGGCGAUCGGCUUCACCGGAUGUGGGAUGAAUCCUGCUCGGUCCUUUGGUCCGGCGGCCAUUACCGGCGAUUUCAGAAAUCACUGGGUCUACUGGGUGGGCCCCAUCAUAGGAGGAGCAGCCGCCGCCCUUGUCUACGACUUUGUGCUGACCAACCGCUACCAGCAGUCGUCUGACCGGCUCAGGGUGUUGACCGGCGGCAUGAAAGAGGAGUACGAAGUGGACGGAGAUCAAGACAGGGCGAGAAUGGAGAUGAAGCCGAGAUAGAGGCGUGCCAACGGGGGGGGGGGGGGGGAGGG